Messenger RNA from Trichophyton benhamiae CBS 112371, 1908 nucleotides. Its product is annotated as acetyltransferase, GNAT family, putative. The record is from RefSeq and is a predicted model, not a curated record. Gene Ontology annotation, molecular function: acyltransferase activity, transferring groups other than amino-acyl groups. Lineage: Eukaryota; Fungi; Ascomycota; Eurotiomycetes; Onygenales; Arthrodermataceae. The transcript is spliced from 2 exons. The coding region runs from base 1 to 1908 and encodes 635 amino acids.
AUGCCUGCUGUCAGUGUUGGGCCCGCUGGCGACGAUCCGGUAGGGAGCCCGGUAUACCGCACCUCGCCCGGGACUUCCGCGGGAGCGUUCCAUGACCCUGCAGCCACCUCGGUAACACCCGCCAGUGGCCCGGGUGCUGGCAGCAGUGGCAGCAACGGCAGUCCCCAGUUGCCUCCCGCAAUCUUGCCGAGACAGGUGACGCUGCGAGACCGAGUGACGGCGGCGACGCUAAUCCCCUUCUCGUCGGCACAGGAGGUCCCCCGUUCUCUGCUGGCGUACCUGUGCGACCAGCUGAACAAGGAGAUCGAGAAGGGCGACACGUACCCCUUUAUAAACCCAUUGAGCCUGGCGGAGUUUGGCACAGACUGGUUCUCCCAUUUCACGGCGGUCAUGCUGCUCGGAGACGUGCCAACCGUUGGUCAUGUACAGUCUUUAGAAGCUAUUGGCGCCGACUGGGGGAAGAUAUGCCUGGGCAGCUUUAAUAUCAAGCCAAAUUACCCUGGAAGAAGUAGUCAUAUAUGUAACGGUGCCUUCCUGGUGACGGAUGCCUCAAGAAACCGCGGUGUAGGCCGGCUGAUGGGUGAAUGCUACCUGGAGUGGGCACCACAGAUGGGAUACACAUAUGCCGUGUUCAAUCUGGUUUACGAAACCAACGUAGCCUCCUGUCGAAUAUGGGACGCGUUGGGCUUCAAGCGAGUAGGCAGAAUACCAGGCUGUGGCAAUCUACGAUCAUACCCAGGCCAGCUUAUUGAUGCAAUAAUAUACGGCCGGGAUCUCGGUCCAGAGGGAGAAGACUUUGUCUCUGAAGAAAGAUUCGACAAGAUCAGAUAUUACUUGAAACAUUCCAAGUACCCGAGCGGCGCAGAUAGGGCUGAGAAGAGCCGUCUACGCAGUGCAGCUACCCACUAUAAGCUUGUAGGUGGCGAGAAGGGCGAGCCAGAGAAGCUGAUGCUGAAGGAUAAGGAGGUUGUCUCCGAUCCGCAACAGCAGUAUGAGAUAGCUCGUAGGAUACACCAGCAGCAGCAUGGUGGUAUCAACAAGACAACGGCUACUAUUGCGUUAAAAUAUCAUUGGGUUCGGAUCAAGGAGACCGUUAGCAUGGCCAUCAAGAACUGCCCACAAUGCAAGGAAGGCCCCAAAGCACCUAUGAACGGUGCCAACGGCAUCCAACUCAGUUCUCAUACAAACAGCAAUUCUGAAACCAAUACCUUGCCAUUCAAACGGGAGAAGCCAUCGCCAACUCCUAGGGCUAACACUUUUGAUAUACCUCCUUCUAACGCCUUUACCCCCACCCAGCCUGACCAACAACUCACAAGCGUGUCCGCAGCAGUUCACCAGUACUCCAAGGAGGAAACCUUCAGUCCUACACCCCACCCACAUCCUCACAACACCCACUCUCACACUACUCCUCUUAUUCACGCUGGGGGGAUGGCGGACUACGCUGAUAUACCGCUCGAUCCUCAGAUAAUGGAUGACAUACACCACCAUCUCCCUCCAUUUCAGCACCAUAAUGGCGUCAAUGUUGGCGUGGGAGUGAGUCCGUAUGAAACGGACGGUGCACACGAUCCUCAUCACGCCUUGACCCACGACUUCGAUCAUUCCCCCAUGCAGCAUCAUGACCAUGAUCACCACCACCACGAACACCACCAUCAUGACCACACAGGCAGCUAUCAGGUGGUUGAAGACGACGAUCUGAUGGCGUCGCACGCCGGCGUAGGCGUAGAUGUAGGCGUCGGUGCCGGAGUAGGAGUUGACGUUGAUGUUGACGUCGGUGUUGGCGUGGGCAUGCGAGACCAAUCCAUGAGGCUCGCAGAGGCAACGCGGCUACAGAACGAUGCCCAGUUUCAGGCAGACCUGCUUACCGUUGCCUUUGGAGGAAGAGACGACCAGAAUCACUUUGAGAACUGA